AUGUCAGGCACAGAUGUGUCCCUGAAGCGCAGCAGCAGCUAUGGAUAUCUGCCACCUUACAUGUCUGAGCUGAGGGUUGUUCUGCUGGGGAACAGCUGGUCAGAGAGGAGUUCAGUGGGGAACCUCAUACUGGGAAAGACUGUGUUCAACAAAGCACCUGAAUGCUGUGUGAAGAUCAGUGGACCAGUGGAGGAGAAGAAAAUAGUUGUCAUCAACACCCCAGAUCUGCUGGAUCCCAACAUCUCUGAACACAAACUGACAGAGUUUAUACAAGACUGUGUGAGACUCUCUGAUCCUGGACCUCAUGUGUUCCUGCUGGUUCUACAGCCUGAAGACUUCACUGAGGAACAGAAACUGAAGCUCUGCAGAGUCCUUCAACUCUUCAGUGAUCGAUCAUUUGAUCAUUCACUGGUUCUGAUAUCAACACCCAGAGAGGAGAGUUCAGGUUUGAUGGAAAACUCACCAUUAAAAGACAUGAUCGUAAAAUGUAGAUACAGAUACCUGACGCAGAAGAACCUGGACCGUGCAGAGCUGUUAACACGGUUGGGUCAAACUGCAAAGGAGAACAAUGGAGAACAUGUUUGUCAUGAAAGAUUUGAGGAACCAGAAGAAACUUUACCAGGUGAUCAUCAGAACCCAAAACAACAGAGAACAACAACUUCUAUCACAGAUGCUGUUAAAGCUGCUGGGCUGCAUGAGUUUAAACAAAUGACUCCACAGCUCUCACACUGUGAGAAAAACCCUCUGUCUUACACUUCUGUCCUCAGGAUUGUACUGCUGGGGAAAAGUGACGACAAAAAGACAAAACUUGGGAACUUGAUCAUUGGAAACCAAGUUUUUCAUUCCCAAAAACAAAUCAGGCAGUGUGUUGCCUCCUGUGGAGAGUGGAGAGGAAAACCAUUAACAGUGGUGAAAGCUCCAGACAUGUUCAGUCUGUCUGUGGAGACACUGAUAGAAGAGGUGAAGAAGUGUGAGACUCUUUGUUCUCCUGGACCAAAUGUUCUGCUGCUAGAAGAAGAGAGGAACACCAUCCACUGUCGACCAGCUGCUUCGAGACUGUGGAGGAAGACUCUUCAACAUGUUUGA
This is a messenger RNA of Seriola dumerili (greater amberjack), 1086 nucleotides long. RefSeq names its product GTPase IMAP family member 5-like. NCBI's taxonomy places the organism in Eukaryota, Metazoa, Chordata, Actinopteri, Carangiformes, Carangidae. Bases 1 to 1086 code for a protein of 361 amino acids. The record is from RefSeq and is a predicted model, not a curated record. The transcript is spliced from 6 exons. Gene Ontology annotation, molecular function: GTP binding.